Molecule: messenger RNA, 2611 nt
Organism: Lytechinus variegatus (green sea urchin)
Lineage: Eukaryota; Metazoa; Echinodermata; Echinoidea; Temnopleuroida; Toxopneustidae
Gene: wasl
Product: neural Wiskott-Aldrich syndrome protein-like
Exons: 11
Coding region: 277-1680 (467 amino acids)
Biological process (GO): actin filament organization
Molecular function (GO): actin binding
Source: RefSeq, a predicted model, not a curated record
AGAGUACUUUGUUGUUUGUAAGUGACAUAGGGAUGGGGAGGGAAAGACACAACACAGUCAGAGAGAGAGGGAGAGAGAGGGGACAUCAUGUGUACGGUAUGAAGUCAGUAAGUCCUGAGUCACCCUUUAAAACCCUGUCCAUGGAUACAUGGUGGUGACAUGUUACAGAUGACAGGGUGGUGCAUUCUGAAAAUUAUUCCUGGAUAAACUUGGAAAUACUUGGAUUGGAGGAACUCGUGCACUGCAAGACUUUUUUGGUUUAUCGCAGCUUAUUCCAUGCUUAUGGUGACAUAUUCCAUGAAUGCCAGAAUGUACAAAUAUGCAUACCAGAUGAUAGAUGCAACACAAAGUACUUGGAAUGAUUGUUUAUCUGUGCCACCUUACAGACAAAAUGACUUCGACUCAUUACUGCAUUGUUGGGCCGGGUUGAACUUUGCAGAUGAGGUUGAAGCAAAUGGUUUUAAGCGGGUGAUUAAUGACAAGAUUCAACGUAGACAACAAAGGAGACAAGAAAAAAGACGUCCUGCCCCAUCCACACCAAAUCCAGCUCCUACACCUCAGAAUGUACAGGCGCCCUCACAUGCAACCCAACAAGGCGGUCCCCAGUCAAGCGCAAACUCAAAACGCAGAGCCUCUAGCUCAAGCAAAGAUGACAAGAAAAAAGACAAGUCUGGAGGAAGAAAGAAACUCACAAAAGCUGAUAUAGGUCUGCCUUCUGGUUUCAAACAUGUCAGCCAUGUGGGAUGGGAUCCUGAAAAGGGUUUCAAUGUUGAUGAAAUGGACCCUCAAGUCAAGGGUUGGUUUAACACCAUUGGUGUGUCUGAUGAUCAGCUCAAGGAUCAGAACACUGCCAAGUUCAUCAGGAAUUUCAUUGAUCAACAUGGAGGUCUUGAUGCUCUCAAGGAAGAUGCUGAGAGAUUAGGAGAAGAAGACUUUAUACAAAGCUUGGGUGGUAAUCCUAUGGCAGCAUUAGGAGGUGGGAGAGGCAGCAGCGCACCACCUCCUCCUCCACCAUCACGAGGAAGCCAUAUACCCCCUCCACCACCCCCAUCUAGAACCCCUGGUCCACCUCUUCCAAACCGGCCUCCUGCACCACCCCCUCCAGGGAACACAAGAGGUCCACCACCUCCUGCCCCACCCCCAUCUAGAGGUUAUCCAUCUGCCCCACCCACUUCCCGUGGUCUUCCCCCUCCCCCUCCUCCACAGUCGCAAUACAAUGCUCCUCCUGCUCCACCCCCAACAAGACCCAUGACUUCUGCUCCUCCUCCCCCACCACCUCCCCCAUCGGCACCAAUGCCACCUCCAAUGAAUGGAUCAGUACCCCCUCCUCCUCCCCCUCCCCCAAGUGCUCCCAUGGGUGGUAGUGGUGGUGGUAGUGCAGGGCGUGGUGGACUCCUCGAUCAGAUACACCAGGGUACGACUCUAAAGAAAGUUGAUCCAUCAGAGAACCCUAAACCGGCACCAACUGGACGUGGUGCACUAUUAGAUCAAAUUAGAGGUGGUUACAACCUCAAGAAGGUCACACAUGUAGAGAAAGAGGAAUCUCCUGUUUCUACACCAAACACUGGAUUAGGAGCUGCUCUCUUUCAAGCACUACAACAUAGGGCUAAUGCUAUACAAGAUGAACCUGAUGGAUCUGAUAGUGAAGAGUUUGAUGAAGAUGAAUGGGAUGAGGAUUAGAAACCAACCAACUACUCUAAGGAUGAGGGUUCAACAAUGAGAGAGUGACAUUUGUCUCAUGAAGAAUUGCAAUCUGUGUAGUGAGAAUUUCACCCCAAAUGGAAAACUGUUUUGUAAGGAAAAGGGAAAAUCAAGAUUGAACAAAAUUAGUAAAAGAAUGAAAAGAAUGUUAAUCUUUACUACUUGUUAAAAAUUUUAAUCAAUAAAAUGUUUCAAAUUAGCCACAUGGUUAUUGUUUCAAAUCAGAGUGAUGGAGGGUAGGGACAAGUCUUCCAUUUACUCCAAUAUUCAGAAUGAUACAUUUACUAUGAUGAUAUAAAACAAUAUGCAGUGUAUGUUAUAUUUUGAUUUGUGCCCCAUGGAAAGAUGUGGUUAUGAAAAACAAUUCCUGAUAAUUAAGUACACAAAAAAUCACAAAUUGAUUCCUUCUGUUUUUCAAAAUAUACCAACAAAUUUGCCAAUUUGAAACAAUAGCCAAUUUUAAGCAUAACGUUUUUUCCUUGCCCGAUUUCUUUCAACAUUUCUUCAUUCUCUUUUUCUUGUUUUCUCUAUUUACACAAAUUAUUUUGUGUGAGGUCGGAUUCCAAUACAUAGAGUCAUGUUUCUCUGCUUCUCCAAAACAGUUUUGUAAAUGGUUGUGAUUAAUUCAAAUUGAUUCCAAAUGGUUUACUCAAAUUGAUUUGAAAUCUAUAUUCUAAGUUUGCAUGUGGUCACAAAAUUCUGUUUCUAUCAGUCAGAAAUACUAUUUGAAUCAAGUUCUUUAGGUACCGUGUUAAAAAGUCAGUGCUGUGUCUUUUUCCUGCAAGGAUCACGUGAGUAAAUUUUCAUUUCCAAUUCUCACAUUUCAUCAUGGGCAAAAUGAUGGGGAAUGCAGAAAGAUUGGUAUAAAAAGAUACAUAACACCUUCAGAGCUGCCAAGUAGUCCGGUUUU